Molecule: messenger RNA, 1696 nt
Organism: Spinacia oleracea (spinach)
Lineage: Eukaryota; Viridiplantae; Streptophyta; Magnoliopsida; Caryophyllales; Amaranthaceae
Product: KH domain-containing protein At5g56140
Exons: 7
Coding region: 339-1220 (293 amino acids)
Biological process (GO): regulation of mRNA splicing, via spliceosome
Cellular component (GO): nucleus
Molecular function (GO): mRNA binding
Source: RefSeq, a predicted model, not a curated record
UGUAAGUCGGACUACUGUCCUGUUUGCACCUCUGCCCCCUGACCCCUCUCAUUAUUAUUUUAAUAUUAAUUUAAAUAAAAAAAAUUAAAUAAAUAUCAAAAGAGAGUGAUUGAAGUGAGUGAGAUUGUUUGGGCUCAAUUUCAUCACCGACGCCCCCUUCUAUAGACUCACCUCACAUCGUCUGUAGUUGUUUGGUUUGGUUAGUUUGGUUGGUUGGGGUGAUUUGGGAUUCAAUUGAUUUUGGGUUUUAAGGGUUCUUCUUCUUCCUUGUUUGUCUUCAUUGUCUGUCGGCCGUCGCCGUUGGAUUUCUAUCUAUCUUUCUCUCUCUUCUUCUUCGGAUGAUCAUGGCUUCUGGGAGAUAUAUGGCGUAUUCACCGUCACCUUCAACAACCCCUCACUCACCCCACAUCUCUGGUCUUCGUUCUGCCUCCUCCGCUCUCGGUGAACCAGAGAAAUAUCUCUCUGAGUUGUUGGCUGAGCGUCAAAAGAUUGGUCCUUUUCUGCCCGUUCUCCCUAAUUGCUAUCGUUUGUUAAAUCAGGAAAUAUUGCGUGUAACUUCACUGUUGGGGAAUGCUUCAAUUUUAGAUCAAACUGCGCUUGAACAUGCUAGGUCUCUGCCAUCUGGAGGAAUAUACUCAAAUGGAGGAGCAGAUAUGAAUGGAUGGGCAUCACCUUUCCAAUCAGAAAUGUCUGGUCUUUUACACCAGUCUCCAGCUCAGAACUGGCUUGGUUCUCAUGGUAACUCAUCAGGCCUUAUCGUGAAGAGGACUAUCAGGGUGGAUAUUCCUGUUGACAACUAUCCCAAUCAGUACAACUUUGUCGGUCGUCUCCUUGGCCCCAGGGGAAACUCAUUAAAGCGAGUUGAAGCUUCUACUGACUGCCGUGUUCUUAUCAGAGGACGUGGCAGCAUUAAGGAUCCGACGAAGGAGGAUAUGAUGCGGGGAAAACCAGGGUAUGAACAUCUCAAUGAACCCCUUCACAUACUUGUAGAGGCAGAAAUGCCUGUUGAAGUAAUUGAUACCCGCCUGAUGCAAGCACGUGACAUACUCGAGGAUCUUCUCAAGCCUGUGGAUGAGUCGCAGGAUUACUUCAAAAAACAGCAGCUACGAGAGCUAGCUAUGCUCAACGGUACACUUCGCGAAGAUGGUUCUCACAUGUCUGGUUCGGUAUCUCCCUUUCACAACAGCUUGGGGAUGAAGAGGGCCAAGACUCGGGGGUGAUACAUUUACGGGAUUCUGGAGGAAAUAUUAGCUACGAAAGGGUAAAACCGGAAAAUACCCAGGCUACUACUGGUACUGAUGAUGUAUCAUCAGCCACAGUGCUUCUGAAGUCCCAACUGCCAUCGGGGCACUGGCGCAAUUAGUGCACCAGUUCUAUUUUUUAUUUUAAUGGUAAAAGUCAAGCAUGUUUAAGCAUCUAGUCUGGGUUGGUUGAGGUGGUAAUAGCUUAUAUUCCUGAAAAAUGACCAGUUGUGUUCAGAUGGCUUGCGUUUGUAUGCUUCUUUAGGCUAAGUUAGAAACCUGAUUUUCAGUCUUGUAUUAUAUGAGAUUGUCAAGUUUUGGUAGGGUGAUUGUAGCUGUUAUUAUUAAUAUUAUAUGGUGUGCUUUUGUUGGAGAACAGAAGUGCUACCCAUAUAGAUGGGUUUGAAUGUCUUUUAGAAGUUGUAGAACUUGAAUGGAUUGAUUGAUUUGUGCCA